AUGGCCGCUGACGCGCCAGUGAGGGGGGUCUCACCGGCGCGGCGACGGUUCGCCGUCGCUGGACCGGAGCCUUCUGCGUCCUCUUUGUCUGUCUCCUCGCGAAUUUCUCCUCCUUCUUCCUGCUUUUCAUCAAGGCCUGCCUCAGUCCAUCGCAGCUGCUCUCCAAGUUCCUCUUUCCGCUUGCGGCGGGCGUGGAGGGACUCGAGGGGCGGCGCAUGGCCUCGAGACAGGCUCGAUUCCGACUCACCUGAUAGCCGCAGCUGCGUCUCUGCAUGCGCCACGCUCUGCUGCCUCGUCAAGCCUGUCCGCGUCGCAGAUCUGCAGGGCCUGAGGUUGUCCGCUUCGUCCACCUUCCCGCGAGCGUCCUGGGCAGCCUCGCCUCCCAGCUCUUCACUCGCUGCACGCACGAGAGCGCGACCCGCGAGCUGGACCGAGGGGCGCAAGCUUCACUCGACCUCUUUCUUGCUUGCUCUGUGCCUCUUUUCUCUUCUGCCUCAGUUUUCAGCUGUCUCUCCGCCGCGCACUCUCCCGGCGUCUGUGGCCUCUUCUCGCUCGCUUCUCCUUCCGCCCCGCUCGCGUCCGUCGCCUCGCCUUGGCGGAGACCCGCAGCCCGAUCGGCGUCACUUCCGCAGUCCCGCAUUUCACGCCGUUUUCGCCCCAAACUCCUCGUUCCCGUAUCCGCGUUCGCCUCUCCCUUCGUCGACUUCCCCUGCGGAGCAACGUGCAGCGUCUCCGUCCUCGCUGCCCUCGCUGCUAGCGUCCCCCUACGGAGGCCAGCAGCUACUGUCGUCUCCUCGUGCGUUUCUCUCUUCUGCGUCUUCGCGCGUCAUCCAGAAGCCCACGUCCUCUGCUGCCGCCUUCGCGGUUUCUUCCUCGGGGCGUGUUGCCUCUCUUCUCACGUCAUCUUUUCUCUAUGCUGCCUCGCCGACCUCCGGUUCUGAGCCGAGCGAGACCGCCGGGAAGCUCGUCAAAGUUACGCCGAAAGCCCUUGCGCGCAUCGAAGAGCUGAAGGCGAAGCGAAGGACAGAAAAGAAGGAGGACAGCAUGUUUGUCAUUCGGCUCGGGGUUCGAUCGGGCGGGUGCAGCGGGCUGUCGUACGCUCUUGACGUCAUCGAUGAGGCAAGUGUCUCUCCCACCGACCACCGCGAAGACUUCCAAGAGGCUGGGGGAUUUGCCGUCGUCGUAGACCCGCAGUCCCUUCUCUACGUCAUCGGGACUCAGCUCGACUACGCGGAUGACCUCAUAGGAGGAGGCUUCAGGGUCUCCAACCCGAACGCGAGCCGAAGCUGCGGAUGCGGGAUGUCCUUCGGGGUCCCCAAGAGUUUCCUCCCUGAAGGGGGCAUCGAUAGCAAACCGCAGAGCUGCGCGACGGAUCGGAAAUAG
Besnoitia besnoiti is the source of this 1383-nucleotide messenger RNA. Its product is annotated as HesB-like domain-containing protein. NCBI's taxonomy places the organism in Eukaryota, Apicomplexa, Conoidasida, Eucoccidiorida, Sarcocystidae. The coding region runs from base 1 to 1383 and encodes 460 amino acids. Gene Ontology annotation, cellular component: chloroplast stroma. The transcript is spliced from 4 exons. Gene Ontology annotation, molecular function: iron-sulfur cluster binding; protein-macromolecule adaptor activity. Gene Ontology annotation, biological process: iron-sulfur cluster assembly. The record is from RefSeq and is a predicted model, not a curated record.